Molecule: messenger RNA, 1012 nt
Organism: Xenopus laevis (African clawed frog)
Lineage: Eukaryota; Metazoa; Chordata; Amphibia; Anura; Pipidae
Product: serine/threonine-protein kinase N2-like
Exons: 3
Coding region: 76-465 (129 amino acids)
Source: RefSeq, a predicted model, not a curated record
CAUUCUCUAUAGACUGUUGACAUCAAUCAGUCUUUUGAUGCUUGUGUGCCGAGGGUAAGUAUUUCCCUUUUAGGUAUGAAGCAGGAGCUGCUGAGAGACAUCCAGAAGGAGAUGAGGAUAGCAGCAGGGGCAGAAAAGCUGUACCGUGUCACCAAGGACAGACAGACCAAAGCCCAGGUGAAGAAGCUGAGGACGAGCAGUGAGAAGAAGGUGAAAGCCCUUUACUCCGCUCUCCUCAAGCUCAAUGAGGAUAUAGCUCAGAGGGAAGCAGAGAAUGCUCCAGAUGCAGUACCGGAGAAUACCAGUGACACCGGGGUAAACAUCCAAGCAAGAGAGAUCACUGCGCCUGAGGUUCAGGUCAUUUCAGAACCUGCCAGUGAUACUUCCCAACAUCAACAUCACGAAUCAUCUGAGGAACCUGUUCCAGAGACAGAACAGCCGCCCGAAGAGCCAUCUGACAGGUAAGGCUUUUUUGGAGUUUAUUAGAGGUCAGAUUAAAUCCCUACCCCAUACUUUCAUCCAUUUAGAUAAAAUCUAUCUAACAACUGGAUUAUUAUUCUAAUGAAUGUAAAAUACCAGAAGAUUAAAUUAUUGGCAACAAAAGAGGGCAGGUGGUAAGAUGCACCUGCAUUUGGCUGGGAUGUUCCACAAUAAAUAAUUCAGUAGCACAGUGCCAGCUAAGAAUUAUGGAUGGGGGUAGUAUUGAUGAUUAUGGAGGGUGUAUCUGCUAAGGGAACCAAUAGGGUAGAUUGCAGCUAAUCAUUCGCUAAGGGAAAGAAUGAAUUGGAAUGAACACUAACUUGUAUUAUACAUACAGUGACUUACCUGCAAACGACAUCAAUGAGGAGGCAGAGGAAGAGGCAAAAGGAGCAGUUGUUGAAGAACAUCCAGUGCAAGAACAGCCUGAGAACGAGGAAGAAAGGUGAGAUCACAGUUUACACGCAAGGCCGCAGUUUAGCCUGCUUUCUUCUAUAAACAUUACACUUUUAUUAUAAUGAUAUUUUACCUCAAU